AUGAGGAAAGCUUGGAAGACGGAGAACUUUACCUGCGCAAGGCUGGAACCAGGUUUCUUCUCUUUCUCCUUCCAUUCGGAAGCUGAGGCACGGAGAGUACUUCAAUCGGGACCUUGGUCAUUCUCCAGCCAUCUCCUCAUCCUUAGGCAGUGCGAACCUGAUACACCAAAGUUCUGUUAUGAUUACAAUCACUGUGAUUUCUGGGUAAAGUUCUUUGGUUUACCCUAUGGGAGAGUUACCUAUGAUGUGAUUGAAGAAAUAGCCUCCAAACUAGGAGCAGUUGUUGAAGUAAAGCUGGAGGAAAAGGGAAACAACACCUACAAAGUGGGUAAAGCCCGAGUGACACUGCCUUUAGCAAACCCGUUGAAAACUAGUGUAAUUGUGAAUCUAGAUAAUAAGAAGCUGUGGGUCGAAUUUAAAUACGAACGACUGCCCUACUAUUGUUACUCUUGUGGCAGAAUUGGCCAUUAUGUAACGGAAUGUACCGAAAUACCUUACAAGGAGUCAGGGUUGGAACAUAACUUACCAGCCGGAUGUGGGGAUUGGCUGCGAGCUGAGGUGAGGGAACUAAGCCCCUAUGGUAAGAUAUUCUAUGGAAAGAAGGAACUUCCUCCUGACGAAGUGGAUGUAGUGCUUGAAACCCCAUUAUCUCCUGCACCUGCAACAGAGCAGAAUAGUUCACCAUUAUCCCAGCAAACCCAGGUAUGUGAUACUCGCCUAAAAGGAAAGGAAACUUACAAGCCUUCCUCAACUCAGGAACUAAUUCUGGUUGAAGUGAAAAGCCCCCAGAAGAGGGAAAAUUGCUGCAUUGAUGAGGAAUCAAUCUUGACACUCCACGAGGAACAUAUGAAGGAAGCUGAAGUUGGGCUGGAGAUACCCCCCUGCAAAGUCGAAAGGGAAGUGUGUGAAGUCGACUAA
Messenger RNA from Eucalyptus grandis, 918 nucleotides. RefSeq lists its product as uncharacterized. The transcript has a single exon. The coding region runs from base 1 to 918 and encodes 305 amino acids. NCBI's taxonomy places the organism in Eukaryota, Viridiplantae, Streptophyta, Magnoliopsida, Myrtales, Myrtaceae. Gene Ontology annotation, molecular function: nucleic acid binding; zinc ion binding. The record is from RefSeq and is a predicted model, not a curated record.